Spizellomyces punctatus DAOM BR117 is the source of this 306-nucleotide messenger RNA. RefSeq lists its product as uncharacterized. Lineage: Eukaryota; Fungi; Chytridiomycota; Chytridiomycetes; Spizellomycetales; Spizellomycetaceae. The coding region runs from base 1 to 306 and encodes 101 amino acids. The record is from RefSeq and is a predicted model, not a curated record. The transcript has a single exon.
AUGCAACCUCCUCAAAUCAGUCUUUCGUGGCCUGUCUGCUCACAUGAUGUUCUCAAAUCGAUCGUUAAUGCGAAACUAGAUGAUAUCGUGGAGGCAGAUGUUACCAGCCCAUUUGAUGAAUCGCAUUUCCUUGAAGCACAUCGACCGCCAGCGAACACCGAGUCACCCGAGCUUACACUCCAGUUUCCUGAGCGUGGUGUUGGCAUUGCCGGGUUAGAAGUCCAUAGCAAUGCAAGAUUUCUCGAGCUUUACGCAGACGAAGAGUACUGCGGCUCUUUUGAAGGAUCUUCAAUAUCUGAAAGGUAG